Molecule: messenger RNA, 1557 nt
Organism: Nerophis lumbriciformis (worm pipefish)
Lineage: Eukaryota; Metazoa; Chordata; Actinopteri; Syngnathiformes; Syngnathidae
Source: RefSeq, a predicted model, not a curated record
AUGGACGCAAAAAAGGAGAAAAAGAACACGGCGCCGUUUAGCCGCUCGGAGGUUUUCAGCCAGCUUAGGAGGGAACUCCAUGGGCAGCUACAGUCCGAUCGUUCCAACAUAUUCAUCAUCCUGGGAGCUUCGGGAGAUCUUGCAAAGAAGAAGAUAUACGCCACCUUAUGGUGGUUGUUCCGAGAUGGCCUGCUCCCAGAGGACACCUACUUUGUGGGUUUCGCCCGCUCUAACUUGACAGUGGAGGAUGUCAUGGCAGCAUGCCUGCCUCACAUGAAGGUGACUGAUAGUGAGGGUGAGCGCCUUUCCACCUUCGUCAGCAGGAAUUCAUACCUGAGCGGUCGCUACGAUGACGCUGGUUCGUUCCAUAAGCUCAACGCUCAUGUGUCCUCUCUGCCCGGCGGACCUGAGGCCAACCGGCUCUUCUACCUGGCUCUGCCCCCCACUGUUUACCGCGACGUCUGCACAAACAUCAGCGGCCACUGCAUGAGCCCCAAAGGUUGGAACAGACUCAUCGUUGAGAAGCCUUUCGGACGGGACCUGAGAAGCUCCCAGGAGCUGUCCACGCACAUGGCCUCGCUCUUUUCAGAAGAACAGAUCUACCGCAUUGACCAUUACCUGGGCAAAGAGAUGGUGCAAAACCUCAUGGUGCUCAGGUUUGGCAAUCGUAUCUUUGGGCCCAUCUGGAACAGGAACAGCGUGUCAUGUGUGGUGCUCACCUUCAAGGAACCAUUUGGGACGUAUGGCCGUGGAGGAUACUUUGAUGACUUUGGAAUCAUUAGAGACGUGAUGCAAAACCAUCUCCUCCAGAUGCUUUGCUUGGCGGCCAUGGAGAAGCCCGCCUCCAUAGGGCCAGAUGACGUGAGAAAUGAGAAGGUGAAGGUGUUGAAGUGUAUCGCUCCAGUGGAUGCCUCCGAGGUGCUGCUCGGGCAGUACGUGGGGGAUCCCGAGGGCGAGGGCCUUGCCAAGAUGGGUUACCUUGACGAUCCCACCGUCCCUGAGGGCUCUUGCACUCCGACCUUUGCCAUCGCUGUGCUUUAUGUGCACAAUGAAAGAUGGGACGGUGUGCCUUUCAUACUACGUUGCGGUAAAGCCCUAAACGAGCGCAAAGCUGAGUUACGGCUCCAGUUCACUGACGUGCCUGGGGACAUCUUUGCAAAAGAAUGUCAGAGGAACGAGCUGGUGGUUCGCGUGCAGCCGGACGAAGCAAUCUAUCUAAAGAUGACCACCAAGAGGCCUGGGGGUCACUUCAGGCCAGAGGAAACGGAGCUGGAUCUCACCUACAAGAGCAGAUACAAGAACGUGAAGCUCCCAGACGCGUACGAGAGGCUUAUACUGGAUGUCUUCUGUGGCAAUCAGAUGCAUUUUGUUCGCAGCGAUGAAUUGCGGGAGGCUUGGAGAAUUUUUACCCCGCUCCUCCACCAAAUUGAAGAGAACAAGACACGCCCUUUAGCCUACAAAUAUGGAAGUCGCGGGCCGAGGGAAGCCGAUGAGCUGCUGAGGACGGCUGGGUUCCGCUAUGAGGGGAAAUACAAGUGGGUGCAACCCCACAUGUGA